CCUGGUCACACUCAAGAACACGUACUUCAUUAUUCUGGGAGAGAGCAUCGGUUAAAACUUGGAUAACACGAUGACCCCGCCGCCCAAGUGACUGAGCAGGUAGCCAAGUGACCCUGGAACACAGUGGGUUAUGUUCGCUUGUGUACACUGCGAAGGGGAUUCUUCGAAGAAGCAACAGGAGCGGAUUGCGAGUGGAAGGCCGAACCCGCAGGUGGACAAACCGCCCCUGGAAACUGCACCAACAUGAUCGAGGUGCUGUGCCUGCUGAUGGGCAGGAUUCUGCUGCUCCUGAUCGGUGGUUACGAGUUGAUUUGGCGGUUUCGAGAGCGCCUCAAUGCACUGGUGGCCAGGUGGUCAUAUGAUUAUUGGCUUAGCCCAACGGCACGUGAUCUUCACGAGCGACGCGUGCUCGCUGACUGCCGCUCCCAGUUGACGAAGACGCCACAGCAUCUCGUCCUGGUCAUCUCACCCAUGGACACCGGCGUGGAUGCAGUGCUCCUGCGAAGGAUCUUUAACUAUGCCCUGGAUGUGGGCAUCAAGCAUGUCAGUUUGUUCGACAGGCGCUCAAAAGACAAAGGCUAUGUGGAUUUGGCUGAUCUCUGCGAGAAUCAAGGCAGCUCCUUUAAGUGGUCAAAAACUCCUACUCCGAAUAGUCCCAGCAAAGUGGAGACUUCCCCCAAAAACGGACAAAAGACAAAUGGUUAUGUGAACGGGGCAAACGGCUCACAUUCCACACAACUGCAGCUCUAUCAAAUCAGCGCCGCCGAUGGCCAUGCCCUGAUCGCCGAUGUCUGCCGGGAGUUGUACGAGAAAAGGGAGACGCCAAUGGUGCAAAAUCUACUCCAGCAAAAGCGCGAGGCGCUCACGGAGCAGAUCACCGAAAUGCUGGACAAGCGACUCGGUUUCGUGGCCCCGGAACCGGAGUUGGGCAUCAUUUUUGCCCGGCAAACCUGCACCUACGGCCUGCUGCCCUGGCAUGUGCGCUUCACCGAGUUCCACACGCAUCCCAGUGGACGCCACUUUGACGUGGAAACGUUCGCCAACAUCCUGUCCAAGUACUCGCGAUGCGAACAACGAUGGGGAACGUAGAUGGCCCUGUUUUUUUGAGUGGGAAACGAAACCCUUAUAUUAACUAGUUACCUUAACUAUACAUAUGUAAAUUAUCGCCAGGAAUUCCUCUAGUUCGUAAGAAUAAACCACAAAAGUGUAUUGUUCGUAAA
Messenger RNA from Drosophila elegans, 1220 nucleotides. RefSeq names its product dehydrodolichyl diphosphate synthase complex subunit NUS1 (gene Tango14). Bases 244 to 1089 code for a protein of 281 amino acids. Lineage: Eukaryota; Metazoa; Arthropoda; Insecta; Diptera; Drosophilidae. Gene Ontology annotation, molecular function: ditrans,polycis-polyprenyl diphosphate synthase [(2E,6E)-farnesyl diphosphate specific] activity. The transcript has 3 exons. The record is from RefSeq and is a predicted model, not a curated record. Gene Ontology annotation, cellular component: dehydrodolichyl diphosphate synthase complex; endoplasmic reticulum membrane.